AUGGCUUCAUCCAGCUCUGCAACUUUCUACAGACACGCCCAACGGUCCGCUCAGCGCGAUGGUCACUUUCACAUACCACGUAGUCCUUCGCCCCCAGCUUCUGCUUACUUUCCGUUACUCUCGGCGGACGUCAGUAACAGGCUAAGGCCAACCCCCAAUGCAGAGCAGCAUUUUGCAUACAGUACCCAGUUGCGAAGGCAUCAAUCCGAGGCGGCGGCGGCGCUUGCUUCACCUGCUGUGUUCGCUGCGACCGUGAACGCCGAGGCAACGACUCUUUGGACUCGGAUUAUGAAUUGGGUCACUGGGAAGGAAACACACGACUACCUACCUGUCCACGAGGAAGCUCCCGAACCACAAAAGGAGGAUCGGCGGGAUACACCUUCUGCACACUUUGCGCAUCUCACUGUCGAGGAAACGGUCUCACACUUCCGCACAUCUGGUACGGAAGGCUUGACGAACGCAGAAGUUGACGCUUUACGCGAAGAGCACGGAUACAACGAGUUCUCAGUCCAGACGCCCGAACCCCUCCUCCUCAAGUUUGCUAAAACGAUUUAUGAGAGCCCUCUCAUCCUUCUGCUGUGUGGUAGUGCUAUCGUCAGUGCCAUUAUGGGAAAUGUAGACGAUGCAGUCAGUAUCACCGUGGCCGUAUUUAUCGUGUUGCUUGUCGGAUUCAUUCAAGAACACCGCUCGGAAAAGAGUCUUGAAGCGCUCAAUAAACUUGUUCCCCAUCACACUCACGUCGUUCGAGCAGGCCAAACCAUCCACGUCCUCGCCAACGAACUUGUACCCGGCGACCUCGUCAAGUUUGCGACUGGUGAUCGUGUCCCUGCUGAUAUUCGCAUCAUCGAAUCUGUGGAUUUGGAAAUCGACGAAAGUAGCUUGACUGGUGAAACCGAAGCUCGCAGGAAGACAGCCGAGAAGUGUCGGUUCGAGCAUGGUGUUGAAGUCGGUGGCCAGCCUGUCGCGCUCGCCGAUAGGAACUGUAUGGCGUACAUGGGCACUCUCGUUCGGAAUGGUAGUAUGCUUCAUUCUCCCCCGUCCGUGCUGCUAACGAGCAGUGAAACAGGUCGCGGAUCCGGUAUUGUCAUUGCAACCGGGACUGAAACGGAAUUUGGUAUCAUUUUUUCAAUGAUGCAAGAUGUCGAGGAGAAGAGGACACCGCUGCAAUUGAACAUGGACGAACUGGCGAAGAAGUUGUCCAUGGUCUCGUUCGGAAUCAUUGGCGUCAUCUGCCUUCUUGGUGUCUUGCAACAGCGACCAUGGCUUGAGAUGUUUACCAUCGGAGUGUCUCUUGCUGUCGCCGCAAUUCCAGAAGGGCUUCCUAUCGUCACGACUGUUACUUUGGCUUUGGGUGUGCUCCGAAUGGCUAAACGCAAGGCAAUUGUCAAGAAGCUCCAUUCGGUCGAAUCUCUUGGAUCAGUCUCCGUUAUUUGCUCAGACAAAACCGGCACCUUGACUAAGAACGAAAUGACGGUUACCGAGGCAUAUGCUGUGGACGAAACAAUCUUCCUCGAUCCCUCAUCGACCGCUCCGUAUAACGGCUCUGUUUCUCCUGCCAUCAAGCGGGCAAUGGAUAUCGGCGCGAUUUGCAACAAUGCCAGUUUGGAAAGAAACGAAGAUGGAAACUUUGUUGGACAAUCGACGGAUGUAGCGCUUCUCAACGUACUCGAUUCUUUCGGUAUGCCUGAUCGUCGUGGAACCUUCAGACGAACCGCUGAGAAGCCCUUCAGCUCCGAGCAUAAGUACAUGGCGGUCACCGGAUACCACGAAGACGGAACAAUGAUCAUCAAUGGCGCUCCCCGCGAGAUGUACUACAUCAAGGGAUCGAUAGAAGCCAUCCUCGAGCGAUGCAAGUUCUACUAUGUCAGUGAAGAGUCGACACCUGCUCUGGACGCUCACACCCGCAACGUUAUCAUGACCCGCGCGACCUCAUCUGCUUCUCGGGGCCUGAGGGUACUAGCUAUGGCUUAUGGUUACGGGGCCUCGGAUUCAUCAACAGCUUCAUCCCGGGCGGUUUCACGAUCAGGCUCACCAAACCCAUCCAACCUGGAACGAACGAAUCUUGUCUUCGUAGGCUUCCAGGCCAUGCUGGACCCUCCCAGGAAGGGUGUCGCAGACUCUAUUGGCCUUUUGCAGUCUGGUGGUGUGCAGGUUAUCAUGAUCACUGGUGACGCAGAGCCUACUGCUCUCUCCAUCGCCCAACAACUGGGAUUGCGUGUCGGAAGGACGGGUGGUGCAUUGUCGAAUACGCAUUGCUUGACUGGGAAGGCUAUCGAUCAAUUGACGAAGCAGCAGUUGAAGGAGCGGGUUGGUAGUGUCAGCGUAUUUGCCCGAACCACACCCAAGCACAAGAUGGCUAUUGUGGAGGCUUUCCAAUCCCGAGGAGCUGUAGUUGCUAUGACUGGUGACGGGGUGAAUGACGCACCUGCGUUGAAAAUGGCUGAUAUCGGCAUUUCGAUGGGCAAGAGCGGAACUGACGUCGCAAAGGAAGCUGCGGACAUGAUUCUUGUGGAUGAUAACUUUAGCACUAUCCUCCCUGCUGUUGAAGAAGGUGGAGUCACUUUCUGGAAAUCUAUAUUCCACAAUAUUCAAAAUUUCUUGUCCUUCCAGCUGAGUACCGCGGCCGCGGCCUUGACGCUCAUCACCCUGAGCACAAUGCUUGGCCUGAGCAAUCCCCUCAACGCAAUGCAGAUCUUGUUCAUCAACAUUCUCAUGGAUGGUCCUCCAAGUCAGAGUUUGGGUGUUGAUCCAGUUGAUCCCGAAGUAAUGAGGCGUCCUCCUCGCAAGAAGAACGCGUCUAUAAUCACACGGCGUCUUCUCCUGCGCGUCCUAUUCUCAGCGUCUAUGAUUGUUAUUGGAACGCUAUUUGUGUACAUCUUUGCCCUGUCAGAUGAUUCACACAUGUCGCGACGGGAACAGACUAUGACCUUUACCUGCUUCGUAUUCCUAGACCUCGUGUCUGCAGUCCAAAACCGCGGGCUCGGAUGUGGCCUCUUCCAAAACAAAAUGUUGAUAAUCACGGUAUCGACUUCAUUCCUGGUGCAGCUUGGGUUGGUCUACGUGCCAUUUAUGCAGCACAUUUUCCAUACUGCGGCACUUUCGUUCACAGACCUGUCUGUAUUGCUAGGCCUGGCUGGUACUAGCGCCGUUUUGCACGAAUGUAGACGCUUCUACGAGAGGAAGGUUAAUGCUGACGAAACAUAUGCUCAAGUUAUGGAAGAGCUUGCAUGA
Molecule: messenger RNA, 3231 nt
Organism: Coprinopsis cinerea okayama7#130
Lineage: Eukaryota; Fungi; Basidiomycota; Agaricomycetes; Agaricales; Psathyrellaceae
Product: calcium-transporting ATPase
Exons: 11
Coding region: 1-3231 (1076 amino acids)
Biological process (GO): calcium ion transmembrane transport; manganese ion transport; intracellular calcium ion homeostasis
Cellular component (GO): endoplasmic reticulum; plasma membrane; Golgi membrane
Molecular function (GO): ATP binding; ATP hydrolysis activity; P-type calcium transporter activity
Source: RefSeq, a predicted model, not a curated record